AUGGCUGCUGCUCCCCGGACUGUGCUGAUCUCGGGCUGCUCAUCAGGAAUUGGCCUGGAGCUCGCAGUGCAGCUGGCUCGUGACCCCAGGCAACGCUACAAGGUGGUGGCCACCAUGAGGGACCUGGGAAAGAAGGGACCACUGGAGGCAGCUGCUGGGGAGGUCCUGGGGCAGACCCUCACCGUGGCCCAGCUGGACGUGUGCAGCGAUGAGUCAGUGGCCCAGUGUCUCAGCAGCAUCCAGGGAGGGGAAGUGGACGUGCUGGUGAAUAAUGCUGGAGUGGGCCUGGUGGGGCCCCUGGAGGGGAUUAGCACAGCUGCCAUGCAGAACGUCUUUGACACCAACUUUUUUGGGACUGUCCGUCUGGUCAAAGCUGUGCUUCCAGCCAUGAAGAGGAGGCGACAGGGCCACAUUGUGGUGGUCAGCAGUGUCAUGGGGCUGCAAGGUGUCGUCUUCAAUGACAUCUAUGCAGCCUCCAAGUUUGCCCUGGAGGGAUUCUUUGAGAGCCUCGCUAUCCAGCUGCUCCAAUUCAACAUCUUCAUCUCCCUGGUGGAGCCGGGUCCAGUGAUCACUGAGUUUGAGGGGAAGCUCCUGGCGCAGGUCUCUGCAGCGGAGUUUCCAGGCACCGAUCCUGAAACGCUGUGCUACUUCCGGGACCUCUACCUCCCAGCCUCCAGGGAUCUCUUCCGCUCCGUGGGACAGAGUCCACAGGCCGUGGUCCAGGCCAUUGUCAAGGUCAUCAACUCGUCCCGACCACCCCUGCGCCGACAGACCAAUGUUCGCUACAGCCCGCUGACCAUGCUCAAAGCUGUGGACCCCUCCGGUCGCCUGUAUGUGCUAAGCAGCCACCGCCUCCUCUUCCGCUGGCCACGCCUCCUCAACCUUGGCCUUCGAUGCCUGGCCUGUGGCUGCCUCCGAUCCCAAGUGUCACCCGACCCUCCCCACCCCUAA
Molecule: messenger RNA, 951 nt
Organism: Cynocephalus volans (Philippine flying lemur)
Lineage: Eukaryota; Metazoa; Chordata; Mammalia; Dermoptera; Cynocephalidae
Gene: RDH8
Product: retinol dehydrogenase 8
Exons: 6
Coding region: 1-951 (316 amino acids)
Biological process (GO): retinol metabolic process; estrogen biosynthetic process
Cellular component (GO): cytosol; cytoplasm
Molecular function (GO): estradiol 17-beta-dehydrogenase [NAD(P)+] activity; all-trans-retinol dehydrogenase (NAD+) activity
Source: RefSeq, a predicted model, not a curated record